Molecule: messenger RNA, 7193 nt
Organism: Paramuricea clavata
Lineage: Eukaryota; Metazoa; Cnidaria; Anthozoa; Malacalcyonacea; Plexauridae
Source: the annotation of a GenBank genome assembly
GUGAAGAUGAUGUAAGAGCUCCCAUUCCACAGACAAGAGGUGUUUUAGUGGAAGGUCCAUAUAGUAGAGGUAAAUACUUUGAACCUAGCUUGAAUAUAUUAUAUAAUGAUUUGGUUAAACUAUUUCCAACACCAAUACAUAACUGUAUUAUAUGCCUAACAGUCCUAUGAGUAUAGAAAUCAGAAAGGAAUGGAGUAAGUAAAAUACUUAAUUUGCUUUUUUAAGAGUUGCAUCCAGUGUCCCAGGGAAUCCGCAAUUGCAAUAUUUUAGCAGUUUGUGUAGCAUGAAACUGACAUUUGAACUGAAAUUAUUCUCGGGUUGGUCGCCUAGUUUUCGAAACGGGUGAAAACUAAAAUUCACAAACUUAUUCUCAAUCAUUAGGUUCAUUUGAAACAAGCGUUAUUAGAUGACGAAUAUGCCAAUAAUGGACCAUUUGCAUUAUAGACUAAAUUUUGAUCUAGACAAGUCUAGACAAAAAUUUCAUCACAGCUUGAAAGAGCAUCACAAAAUUAGUAAUAUUCCAAAGUUUCGUUGCGAAAUGUUGUAAAAUGCGGAUAAUAUAGCCUUGCGAAGUUUGCCGUUUUUCAAGUCAUUUUGUAUUACGCACGGGAAAUUGACAGCCCAAUCGGGUGUUGGGGCAUCAAUUUCCCGUUUGUAAUACAAAAUGACUGAAAAUUGCAAAUGUUGCAAGGCUAUAUCCACAUUUUACAACAUUUCGCAACGAAACUUUGGAAUAUUUCUAAUUUUGUGAUCAUGCUCUUUCAAGCUGUGAUGAAAUUUUUGUCUAGACCAAAAUUUAGUCUAUAAUGCAAAUGGUCCAUUAUAUGGUGCUCAGUAGUAUACACCCUUCCGGAAAGUAUAGAGCCUCGUUUUCGUGUAUCUGACAUGAGUUAAAGGUCGCGUCUCAAUCACGAAAACGAGACUCUAUAGCCAAAGUGACGUACUUUCCGGAAGCGUGUAUAUUCAGGGAACUUUUAUGUGUAUUUUGUUGUCCUAGUGUCAUUAAUUUGCCUUGUUGGGACUUUGAGUCCGUUUAUCCCUUAUCUAAGUCACCUUUUCCUGUUUGUAAUGUCUACUAUUUUUGUUUAAACGUAGUUUUGUAAAUUUUAGUGAGUUCGAUAUAUUAAAGCUUCUUAUUAUUAAAAUAGAAACAAUCAAACAUUCAUCUUCAGGAUAACUAUGACUAUAGUACACAGCAUGAAGAGCAAGCAAGCAAGUAAUAAAAUUACUACCGCCAUACAUUGAACGAAUCGUUCCAACUAAACUACCACGCACCCAUUCCCCCCAAGGAGGAGAUUUGUGCUGUCUGGAAGGGGUGGUGUGAAUGUUUUCUAGAUGACUCAUUCACAAAUUUGUUUCCAAUGCCAAUGGAAAUUGAAUUGCACCUUUUACAAAACUAGCAUGAAGUAACAUUGCUAAUCCUACUUAAAUUGCAGGAACCACUGAAUAUGUUAAUAAAAUACAAAACAAUGCUAAAUCCGAAAGUGAAAGAUGAUGAUUGAUGUAGUCGAAAGCUAGAGAAUAUUAAUAUUUUCAUUCGCAGAGUUGCCAUUGUUUUGUAUUUUACAGUAGAUUUCACGAAACUUUGACUACAAAUGUUCCGAACUUCGUUGUGAAGUUCGCAAGUUCGUUGCGAAGUUCAGAAGUAAAAGUUCAUAUUGGAAUUCACAAGCCAAUUUGUAAAAAAGUCUCUGAUUGGUCCCUGAAGUGAAAGAAGCCAAUCAAAUGCGUAGUUUACAAAUUGGUUUGUGAAUCUCAUGAUGAACUUUUGAACUUCGCAACGAACUUGCGAACUUGAUCCCAGCGUCAUACCCAGGUGCUUAUUUGUAAAUUUGUGGUCUUGUGGGUAUGAUCUAUAAUACACAGAAGCCCGCGAAUUGUAUUCUUUGCUACCUACACUAGCACAUGGAUUAUUAAUAGACGUACAAAUUAACACUCUUUUAAUAAUCCAUGCUAGCACCGAGGCUGGGUAAAUGCAAAUUUUAAUUGCGAUUUCAAAAUUGAAUAAUUUUCUAUGAAAUGAUGAUUUGUUAUUUCAGUUAGUCGCCCAAAACGACGUGGUAACCAAUCUGUAUUUGAUGCAUUCAGAGACUUUCAAGCUGAGGCCAGUAUGUAUCACUGACGACCGAAGUUUUAAACACUGUUUAAAACACCAAUGCUUUAGAUUUGUAGAAACGUAUAGUAAAAUAAUAAACUAUUUAUAAUAAAUAAACUAGAGGGAACUCAGAGACUGCAUACUUUCACCACCAAUAAGUCAAGUAUUCAUCCAUAAAUUAUUGUAUAGUUGGCAAUUGUUACUAUAGGUCCAAAACUGUUGUUUAGCUGAAUGGGUACACUCUUUUAAACUAAAUGGAUAAUUUUGUAAACUUGUGGUAGAAACAAUCUUACAAAAGAUGGAGAGCUUCAUGUCACAGAACAAGGGACACCUUUCCUUUGUUUGAGAGACAAAACCAUGACCUAAACUCCAUUGACCAUAUUUACGAAGUAAUGAAAAAAAUCCAAGGUGCUAAAUCAAAAUUUCCACUGGGUCAGAAGACGUGAUUUAAAAAAGGAAAUAACUAUUUUGAGGUGGUGUUCAAAUAGCCAAGAACAGUUGAACAGUCUAUUUAUUUUGUAUUGUUUAAGCUCAAUGUUUUUUUUUAAAUUUAGUUUAACAGUAUGAAUGUAGGAAGAGAUGAUUUCGCUGGCCUCAGAGUGACAAAACGUAACAAAGCAACGGUUAUACUAACACUGACCCUACUCCAAACACCAUCUCUAACCCUAACCCUGAUCCUAACCCUAACCUAACCCUACUCCAAAUUCGUUUCUAAACCAAUUUUGAAGAAAAAAAUUUUGACGAAAUGUCAGUCUGAGGUCAGCGAAAUAGUUGAUGCCAUGAAUGUAUGCAUGCAUGACGUUUUCGGUAUGAUUUGAAACUUUCAAUUCUGACCUGAAAGUUUUAACCUAUUUUAUCACAGGAGAACAAGAACAGCAGUUACGUGGCAAGGUUGGCAAGGCUAAACGCAAGACUCUAAAGGAUCUCUUUAAACCUCCACUAGAUAUUAUGCACAAAGGAACAUUUGAGACUGUGAGUAUAAUAUAAAUUUCGAUUUAUUGAUUGAUUUGUUGAUUCAAAAGUUACUUGCUGUACAAACUGAAUUGCGUAACUUUAAAAGUAUUACUCUUUUGCCCCGACGUACAGACGAGCAAGUUUUCCUUGACAUGUUUUCCUUAACAAGUUUUCCUUGACAUGUUUUCCUUGACAUGUUUUCCUUAACAAGUUUUCCUUGACAUGUUUUCCUUGACAUGUUUUCCUUAACAAGUUUUCCUUGACAUCUUUUCCUUGACAUGUUUUCCUUAACAAGUUUUCCUUGACAUGUUUUCCUUGACAUGUUUUCCUUCACAUGUUUUCCUUCACAUGUUUUCCUUGACAUGUUUUCCUUGACAUGUUUUCCUUGACAAGUUUUCCUUGACAACUUUUCCUUGACAUGUUUUCCUUGACAUGUUUUCCUUGACAUGUUUUCCUUGACAUGUUUUCCUUGACAUGUUUUCCUUGACAACUUUUCCUUGACAACUUUUCCUUGACAUGUUUUCCUUGACAACUUUUCCUUGACAUGUUUUCCUUGACAUGUUUUCCUUGACAUGUUUUCCUUGACAAGUUUUCCUUGACAUGUUUUCCUUGACAUGUUUUCCUUGACAAGAUUUCCUUGACAACUUUUCCUUGACAACUUUUCCUUGACAUGUUUUCCUUGACAUGUUUUCCUUGACAUGUUUUCCUUGACAACUUUUCCUUGACAUGUUUUCCUUGACAUGUUUUCCUUGACAAGAUUUCCUUGACAACUUUUCCUUGACAUGUUUUCCUUGACAAGUUUUCCUUGACAUGUUUUCCUUGACAACUUUUCCUUGACAUGUUUUCCUUGACAUGUUUUCCUUGACAAGUUUUCCUUGACAUGUUUUCCUUGACAACUUUUCCUUGACAACUUUUCCUUGACAAGUUUUCCUUGACAUGUUUUCCUUGACAUGUUUUCCUUGACAUGUUUUCCUUGACAUGUUUUCCUUGACAACUUUUCCUUGACAACUUUUCCUUGACAACUUUUCCUUGACACGUUUUUGACAAGUUUACUUUCCGGUGUGUACAGUCAACAAGUUUUCCUUUCCUUGUUGCUCGUGUGCACGGAAUGUUGUUAUUUAAAAUAAACAUUUAUCUCACUUCAAGGCCGCCUUUUGUUUGCCAGAAGUAUUUCUUGUACACUUGCCAAGUUUUCCUUAGCGGCCAUACGAACAAAUUUUCCUUGUCCAAAAAGCUGCGUGGUCAAAUGUUUUCAUUUGUUGCCGUACACAUGCACGAGCAAAUAAAACUUGUCAAGGAAAAACUGCGCGUCUGUAUAGUGCUUUACCCAAUAGACCCAGUGGCGUAACGGAGGAACAGGGGGCCCUCAGGCAUAUUUGGUGUGGGGGCCCCUGUUGACUGUUGUCAUUGUUUGACUCAUGAGAUAUAUUUUUAUAUUGAGUAUUUAUAGAAUGUAGUCUGGAAAAUUCCAUGUCUAUAGCAAUAACAGUCUCCAACACAUGUCACAGCUAAUAAGAAUAACAUUUGUUUCAUUUGAGAUGGAAUAAAAAAACCAGCUACCGUUGUCGAUGGAGGUUUAAUUCUUUAGCAUUAUUAAUUUUGCAUUUUCCCAUUGAUUCUUAACCUGCAUUUUUUACAUUUUCUAAUUUUCUGGGCGAUAGGCCGUGGGUGAUGGGGCCCCUAACUGUCGGGGGCCCUUAGUUUUGGAACUAACCCUACCCAAUGAGCGCUACGGCACUGCUUAGACCCAGCAAAACAUUGUUCCCAGUCAGCCAGCCAGUUGUACGGGACAUUUUUAAACAAAGUGAAUUGUCUUCACUACAUUUCUUAAUAAUAUACAACAAACAAGUCCCGAGACAUAACGUUUAAUGAAUAACGUGGAAGGAGAGCAGAAUAUAAUUGAUAUUUCAAGUGGUAAACAAAGUAACCAGCGGUGAACUCGUGGCACCUGCCGGAGCUCCGGUGGCCGCCAGCUUAUUUUGAAAGCCCUGUGCGAAUUCGUAUUUAAAAUGUUGCUACAGUAUUAGCCUGAGUAAACAGCCGCCUAUUAUGGCUCAUGCCUCUCAAUGAUGUUUAUUCUUGUGAGGAACGAGCAAUAAUGGGCGGCUGUUUACUCAGGCUACUACAGUAUAUGCGGAUAUACCUCUACAUAUAAAAAAUCAUCACUUUCAAGUGCUUCUAAAAAUUUCUUCAGUGAGUUACAAACUGUUUGAAAACGUGUUUGUACAAUAAUUGGUAACAAUAUUUCCCUGGUUUUCUUCUAUACAGUAUAUAUUUAUGUUUUGUUCAUUUGGAUGACUUUACGACUCCCUGGACCUCUCCUCACAGCCGCCUACUUUAUCAACACAGCUUCUAUGGUCCUUCGGUGGCGAAGUGGUUAGCGCACCUGCCUUCCACCUCUAAGGUCGCAGGUUCAAAUCUCAGUGAGAACCUUCUCAAUGCGAUUCAAACCCAGUCCUCAUGUGAAAAGAGCAAAAAGUCAACGCUAUGCCGAAAGUCGCGGGUUUUCUCCGGGUUUUCUCCGGGUACUCUGGUUUCCUCCCACAGGGAAAGUUGGUGGGUUAGAUAAAAGGGCCCACAGUAAUUGGCAUAUGCUGUUGUUGCAACCCUGCCCUAGUUGGCAAAGCUAAAUAAAUAAUAAAUAAUUCUGAAAGCCCUGUUCGCAUAUCAAGUACAUGUGCACUUGACCAUGUUAAUUCUGCACCAUACAGUAUACCGUAAUUCAUUAGUAAUUCAUAAGCGUAUUGGCAACCAUGUCAACCAUAAUAUGUCACGUGAAAAGGUUUUAUACCUUCAGGAUAAAACUCAUCUUCAUUAGUAUUCUUUAUAUAAAAGCCCAUCCUAUUAGUAUUCUUUAUAUAAAGAUCAUCUAUUGUAGUCGUGUUUGAAGCUAUUCAAAACACUUGUAGUCGUGUUUUAUCUUAUCUAAAAGCACUCCUAUACGUGUGUUUUAAAUAGUACUUAAUGAAGAACUGGUAACAUUGAUAAAUGUUGAAGAUUGGUUUCCUAUAUUUAAUGAACAGUGAACAUAUUUAAAAAUUUCCUCAAGGCUAAGGUUGCAGGAGAACAAGAGCGAAAAUGGUUGAUUGUAAAUAUCCAGGACAGUAAGGAAUUUAAAUGUCAACAGUUGAACAGAGAUGUUUGGAGUAACGAAGCUGUUAGGAAUAUUAUGGCUGAGCAUUUUAUUCUCUGGCAGGUAACAUAUAGCAUAUAGUUAUCAUUAACACAUCAUUCAUUAACUGUAGCUUUACAUGCAACAGGGAUUAAAACAUGCUUCAGAAAUGUCGUAAGCUAAGGUCGUAAGCUCUAUAACUCUAGUGUAAGUGGGAGAACCAGUGUUGCAAUUACUCAUAACUUCUGAUAUAUGGCACAUAGAAGUAACGGAAAUUAUUUCUUCAAAAAUAUGUGUGUAGUAUAGUGUAUUUGCAUUUUGAUGUCAGACUUAUAGAUUGUUCCUUAGUAUAUUUGAAUAAAUGCACUGCAACAAAUUGUGUAUGCGCUAUCGUUUGUAGGAUAACUUGUUCUUUCGUGAUGAACAUUUUAAACUUGAUAUAGGAUUACGUUUAAUAUCGUAAAAAUUUGGUAUACAAGAUUGAUAAGCAUAUGAUAGUAAAAAAGACAGCUACUGUAAUUCACGUUGACCUCUGAAAAACAGUUCAUAGCAUUUUUCAAUGUCCUUGCCCGCUAUUCUAUUCACCUCCAUUGUGUUUUUCGCUCUGCAGUUCGCUUCGAGUUUCUGCAGUUUUAUACAACCUUCACUGAUUUAGCUGUAGAUGAACAGUACGGUGCAAGCUUUUGCAAACAUUCUGUUAUAGGUAUACCACGAUAGUGAUGAUGGCGACAGAUACAUUCAAUUUUAUCACGUUACAAAAUUUCCUCACCUGGCAGUUCUUGAUCCUAGAACAGGUAUAAAAUAACCAAAUAGUGAUUGGCUUAUUUUUAAUUUAUUAACUUUGCCUAUAGUCAAGUUAUCUAUAAGCAGUAGCUAUUUGGGCCACAGGCAACCUGCAGGCGUUUGAGGUGAGACCCCUAGUGGAAUAAUUUAUUUACAUUAAUUCCAAUUCAGAAAAUUACAUGUUCCAAGAGAAUUGUAGUAGACAGACUUGCAGGCGGACGGACGGGCGGACGGACGGACAGAUCGCUA